GUUGUAAUAUCAGAGUAUACCUUGUAAGGUAUCUUUUAAUGUACUGUAAUGUAUCUCGUAAUGUAUUGUAAUGUAUCUUGUAAGGAUUGUAAUGUCAGACUAUACCUCCAUAAGAGUUUGUAAAGAGAGCACACAGCACUGCGGAGGACAAGGGUCAAACCCCCUCACGAGGCAGGGGAAGGACCAGUGGAUCUUGGUGGGAGUUGUUGCACACGAACCCUGGGGAAGCGUUGCACACGGCCCUCAAGUAAGGACAAGGGGCACUCCUGUGCCGCCUAUAUAAGAGAGCUCCUCGGCCAGUUGCGGGAGUUCUCCCGGCAGAGCCGGGAGCAGUAGCCACUAGGGGAAUCGUGGUAAGACAUCCCAUGGCUAAUAAGCACCUCUUGGAGCAUCGUGGUAAGACAGCUCAUUAAUGGUGCUCUCCGGAAAUCGCGGGGACUUAGGGGAAUCGCUGUAACGCAUCCCAGGCAGUGUGCGACGUCUGUGCACUGUGUAACUGUUUGUCUGUUCAAGUCCGUGUCAAUACGUACCGUGUAUUCAAGUGAAGUUGUAUAAGAAUUGUUAAUAAAACGACCUCACUACCAGCAUAAAUUGUCGUAUUGUGUUAUUGCACUUAAUUACCACUCCCCCACACUACCUUCAAGCAAGGUGGAACUGUACGAAUAUUCCCAGCCGCUCGGGAUAGUACAUUAUUUUGGUGUCAGAUGUGGGGUGUGGUAAAUACGACAGGAUAACUGGUUAGAAGCGUGAGUAGAUCGUGCAGCAGCAGAAGUAUUCACACGGAAGUUAAGCAGGCGUCAGAGCGUGCAGAGAACGGGGCCAGGACUACGAGGAGACCACACGCGAGUUACGGCGCGAGAUAAGACAGAAGAGGUCAGUCGAGGUCAGCUUACUCUUGACCGGUGGGCGCUGCCAGCAACUACAAAACAAAGUCCGUGCGAGACAAGAUAGAAGAGGUCAGCCGAGGUCAGCCUGUACUUGACCGGGCGUCACCGCCAGCAACGACCAACAGGGCCAGCGCAAGAGAGAGAAGACAGCGCGACCUGCAGGAGCCAGCAGAAGCGACGCAUCAAGGCAACACGACGUCAUGGCAACACGACGACACACGGAACUACCACUGCAUCACCAACCAAGAGUCAAGAUGAUAAGAGUGUUAAUUCUCGUUAUUGCGAGCGCCAGUGCAAGCGGGCCCGCAGGACAUUUAGACAUUCAAGUGUCACCCAUCCUCGACUCCCCUGGACUGUACUAUGAUUAUCAGGGAGAGGGACAAUUAUAUAACAUUGAGUGGCGGUUAGUGACAUUUGUAAACAUACGCCAAAUAGAUGUAAAUUUCGAGAAUGUAAAAAGAUAUGUAUUUAUGGUAAACAAUCUGUGUAAGAGGGAAGAAUAUACCCAUAAAAACAAAACAUUGUGUAACCUUAGUAUGAGUAGGAUUAGGACGACAAUUGAAUCCCUCACUAAAGCAAGGACAAUUAUUGCAGAAAUGACGGAAAGUAAGGCUAGACGUAAAAGAAGCAUAUUCCCAUUUAACAUCAUUGGUCAGUUAAGUCGUGUACUAUUUGGAACAUUAGAUGAGGAGGAUGCUGAGUUUUAUAGCCAAAAGAUAUCUAAACUGGAGGAAGAACAGUUAGACUUCCUAAAACUAGGCAAGGAACAGAUGUUGGUUGUCAAGUCUACUAUACACUCUGUAAAUCAAACUAUGAGAAAUAUGUACAGCAACCAAAAAUCCCUCCAACAAGGACUAGAAAAGCUAGCGGCAGAAACUAACAACAACACGAGACGAGUAUCAUCUGCCAUCAAUAAACAGGCAUUAAAAAUCAAGGUAAAUGAACACAUAAAUGCCUUAACAUUGGAACUAGAGUCUCUUAGGUUUCAAUAUGAAGUCUUGAUAGACGCGGUAGUUAAUGCGGGAAACGGAAUUUUAAACCCCCACAUCAUCACCCCACAACAAAUUGCUAAGUACUUUAAAUCAUUUAAGACAGAUCACGCGCAAGGGCUCGAGUUACCAGCCCCGGAAGGAGUAAACCUCGAUAGUGUUAUACUCAAGGUGGUUAAUUUGGAAGUAUUUAGUAGAAACAAUAUACUAUGUUACAUCAUUAAACUUCCAUUAGUUGAACAUUUUGUGUUUAAGAUUUAUAAAGCUGUGCCUUUACCAAUACAGAGCAAAAAUUCGAAGGACUUGUAUAUAUUCAUAAACCCAAGUAAAGAUUAUAUAAUGUUAGAAAAUGCUAAACAAUAUUAUAUCAAACUAAAUGAGAACGAGUUAGACAAAUGUCGGGAACUCACACCUAAGUUUAGAAUUUGUAAGCAACGUUUUCCUUUAAUCAAUCUGUAUACCCCUAAAGAGUGUGAGAUUAGAUUAAUGUUCCCAAUAAGUGCAAUUCCUGAGGAUUGCACAACACAUGUCGUAAAAAUAAUAAAUACGGUGUGGAUACAAUUAAAAGAUAAUGAGUGGCUCUAUGUAGCCCCAAAGGAAGAGAAGAUAACCAUUGCAUGUGAAAACACUGAACCUUACGAUGCUGUACUAAAAGGGACGGGAAAGUUGAAGUUCUUUGAGAAAUGUAAAGGUUAUGGUACUAAUGUAAUUAUUGUGUCACAAGCUCGAAUAAGCCAUAACGUCACAUCUAAAGACAUAAUUCCAACUUUACCCUUAGAUAUGGAUUGUUGUGAAUCCAUUGAAACUAUGUCAUUAGACGAGAUUAAAAUAAACACACCCUUUAAAACCAUAACACACCAGCUAGAUGAUCUAAAGAUAGCUAGUCAUAAGGUUAAAGAGGUGGAAGAACAUUUAAAAAAUGAAGAAUGGAAAAUUAAACAGAACACCAGAUUGUCAAAUGUAACCUGGAGUUCGUAUACAACUUUUAUUGUAUUCCUUAUUGUAAUAAUUAUAAUUGUGUGUUGUAAAUGUGGAUGUUGUAAACAUAUCAAAGGAUGUAUAAUCAAGAGUAGCAAUAAUAGUGACUGUUGUAAGACAUUGUGUUUCAAACCUGUAAUUGUAAACACGUAUAGUGCUAGUAAUAUAGCACAACCUAGAGACAGAAGAAUAUCAACUACUAGUGCACACAGUGAGCCAGCCCAUGAACUGACCAUGUUAGACGCUGCAUCCACUAACAAGACCUAUCGGUGAAAUGACGUGAUGGACAGUGCUGUAAAACUGAAAGCAAAUUAUUGUUACUAAUUUGUUUCUUUUUAUAGGGGGGGAGGUGUAAUAUCAGAGUAUACCUUGUAAGGUAUCUUUUAAUGUACUGUAAUGUAUCUCGUAAUGUAUUGUAAUGUAUCUUGUAAGGAUUGUAAUGUCAGACUAUACCUCCAUAAGAGUUUGUAAAGAGAGCACACAGCACUGCGGAGGACAAGGGUCAAACCCCCUCACGAGGCAGGGGAAGGACCAGUGGAUCUUGGUGGGAGUUGUUGCACACGAACCCUGGGGAAGCGUUGCACACGGCCCUCAAGUAAGGACAAGGGGCACUCCUGUGCCGCCUAUAUAAGAGAGCUCCUCGGCCAGUUGCGGGAGUUCUCCCGGCAGAGCCGGGAGCAGUAGCCACUAGGGGAAUCGUGGUAAGACAUCCCAUGGCUAAUAAGCACCUCUUGGAGCAUCGUGGUAAGACAGCUCAUUAAUGGUGCUCUCCGGAAAUCGCGGGGACUUAGGGGAAUCGCUGUAACGCAUCCCAGGCAGUGUGCGACGUCUGUGCACUGUGUAACUGUUUGUCUGUUCAAGUCCGUGUCAAUACGUACCGUGUAUUCAAGUGAAGUUGUAUAAGAAUUGUUAAUAAAACGACCUCACUACCAGCAUAAA
Molecule: messenger RNA, 3793 nt
Organism: Bacillus rossius redtenbacheri
Lineage: Eukaryota; Metazoa; Arthropoda; Insecta; Phasmatodea; Bacillidae
Exons: 2
Coding region: 1088-3127 (679 amino acids)
Source: RefSeq, a predicted model, not a curated record